AAAUCGCAGGGUGGACAAGAUACUGUGCAGGCAGCAGCCGAUGCAGAUAUGGACAUGAAUGUCGACCAAGACGCGGAGGUUCCCGAUAGUACUGGCGAGCCCGAUAAUGCGUGGCAGAGUGGCAUCGCUGUGCACUCGUCGAUUGCUUCCCUAGCGAGUUGCGCCACGACCGAGGUCGAUGAUGCAAGAACCGAGCUCAAUUAUACCCCGACCGAGCUCAACGUCAGCAUCAAUGGCAGGCCUGACUCUGAAGCCUUGGAGACGCCCAGGGCACCGAGACCACUCCAGCCGGAAGCCAGGGUGGGUGCAUGGGGAGUCAACUUUUCGGAGGUUUACAGGUACGAAGCUGUGCCACAGGGUAGGGUUAAGUUUCAGGAAGGGGAGAAGGAAAAGGUGCUAGCGUUGGUGGACAGGAUGAAGCGGGCGAGAGGUGAGGCUGUUGCGAACGCGAGUGGAGAUCCCGCCAAGCCCUCGAGCGCUGGACUCUCCAAUCCCGAAUCCUCAGCCGUUCGACCCUUGGGAACGACACCUCCGAAUGCGGAAUCUUCAAACGAAGAACAAGAGUUCUAUGCUCAGCGGGGUGUUACGGAUCCCAUUCUAUUGCGUGUCCUCAAGAAAUACUGGAAGAACAUCAGUGCAGAUUAUAUCAGAGCGGAAAGCAAGGCAGCCAUCGACGGCCGGAUGGUUCUGCUUCGAGAUGCAUUGGACAAGCAGAGGGAGCAGAAGGAAGGCAAUACGAGCAAGGAAGUGGUUGAGAAGGGAGCAGUAAGAGUUACCAGCUUGUACCUGUCGAGGAGCCUCUGUAGUAUGUCACCCUAUUUUACGGUUAUGCGGUAUGCCAUGGCCAGCCAAUGCGGGGGCUGGGUAUGGUUCGCACUUGAAACGACGAGACCCUCAAGAACGUCAGAGGCGGAACAGCCAUCGCAUGGACAAAGGCACAAAGGUGGCGCCCCGUUCGUGCUCCAAGCCACCUAUGAUCAGAGUUGAGACCCCGAGACAUGAAGGCCACGAUCACGGUCGUGAACAAAGGCGGUCGCUCCUGAGUGACACGCGAGCGCAAAUGUGGGCAAGGCCACCCUGGACAGAAAGGCAAUCGCC
Messenger RNA from Heterobasidion irregulare TC 32-1, 1098 nucleotides. RefSeq lists its product as uncharacterized. Bases 49 to 987 code for a protein of 312 amino acids. Lineage: Eukaryota; Fungi; Basidiomycota; Agaricomycetes; Russulales; Bondarzewiaceae. The transcript has 5 exons. The record is from RefSeq and is a predicted model, not a curated record.